ACCAGCAAGACCAACCGAAAAUUGUACUUGGUUAACCAAUAAAUCUGAUUAAAGUAUAUGUAUAUCCAUUAAAAUUUAGCAACCAUAUACAUAAAUUCAAGAAUAAAAAAACAUACCUGGAAGGAAAAAUACCACGCGAUAGAAAAAUUGUGCUUACGUAAAUCAUGAAGACAGACAUUCCUGAUCCAUGGUGUGGAACGGACAUAUCAGAAAUCGACGCCGAUAAUAGUAAAAACUAUUUUGAGGAUUCUUUCGUAGAAUCAAAACAUACGAAACUUGCGGAUUCAGAAGAAUAUUUGGAAAAACUUUAUUCCAGACUUAGAAGUCUUAAAAAAGGUACAUCAAAAAAAGAUCUUGUAACAUCCUUAUCGGUGAUCAGAGAAGAUACCAUCGCACGUUUAAUAACUAAUGAAUGUAAGCUUGAGAGUGAAAAGGACACAGAAUUAGUUUCAAAUCCUUUUAUAAGACAUAUAGCACCACAUUUAGAAGCAGUAACAGUUAGUGAAUUAAUUCACCUUUUAAAAGCAGAUGUUCUUCAGGAAGUAACAGAAUCUGAGCAAGAAGAUAAUAUUACAGCAGAUAUAUUAGUAGAUAAACAAGUUGAAAGUUAUUGCUUGGAAAAACAAAAGGAUUAA
Molecule: messenger RNA, 635 nt
Organism: Osmia bicornis bicornis
Lineage: Eukaryota; Metazoa; Arthropoda; Insecta; Hymenoptera; Megachilidae
Exons: 3
Coding region: 165-635 (156 amino acids)
Biological process (GO): cilium organization
Source: RefSeq, a predicted model, not a curated record